AUGACCCAUUCAAAACCGAAAAUCAGCCCACUACUCUCAAUAAAAAGCAUUUAUGGGGCUUCAGUUGUUAGUAGUUCAUCUUUCUGUAUUUCAUUGAAGAAGUGCUCAACAUCAUCACAAUCAAUUAUUCAAGAAAAUGACUGCAUGAAAGCUGAUGGGCCCAAUGCCUACGCCAAUUUGGUUUGCUACACAGCGAGUGGAGGUGUGGUGGUCUGUGACGUGAGUUUACACGAUUUAGUUGUGCAAUCUCAGCGAUUCUUUUGUGCAAAUUUCCAGUCUCAUUCGUUGCUAUCAAAUAUCUCUGCUUCAUCAUCAUCAUCAAAUUCUUCUUUAAAAACAGACAAAUUUGGCUUUCCAAUUUUAACUGACCCUUUAGAAAUCAACUCCACUAGUAACAAUGGAGCAGGAAACUCGAGAAUUGAUGAAAUAAUGAACUCCAAUUCACAUACUCUGAAUAUGUCAUCUAUCAACAAUAAUAGUGGUGUCAUUACGGACAGCGGUCUUGGUCAAUUGUCUAAUAGUACCCCUAACAAUAGCGGAGCGCUGCAUACACUGCUUCGGAUCAAAGUGAGAACCAUCUCUUGCGUGUCAAUUUCUAGUAACCAAAAAUUAUUAGCAGUUGGCGAAACUGGUUACCAACCUCGAAUAUUACUAUAUUCUCUCGCUCCUGACGCCUCUGGUAGGCCAUUGGCAUCUAUUUCCGAGCAUACUUUUGGAAUCAACUCAAUAACUUUUUCUCCAAAUGGGAAAUAUUUGGCAUCAUUGGGAGUAUCUAAUGAUGGAUAUCUCAAUGUCUGGAAAAUAAAUAACGGUGCUAAUUUCGGAGUUACAUUAAUUGGGUCUAAUAAAUGCACCUCGAUUGUCAAUAACAUGAUUUGGCUAAAUGAUACCAUUUUCACUUUUGGGUUAAGGCAUUUAAAGGCAUGGAAAUUGGAUUUAAAUAGCAGUUUGAUAAACCUGAAAACUUUAAACGUCAUCAGGGGGAAAAAUGUGGUACUUGCAGAAUUAUUAAGUGAAAAUUUCACAGAGCUAAAAUUGGUUAGAAAUCAAAAAUCUGGAGAAUCAAAAAUUUUAGUGCUCACCGAAUCAGGAAUUUUGUGUAGCAUUGAGCUGGAAGCGUUAAAUAUAACUCCAUUGAUGAAGUUUAAGAAUAAAAUUUCAACUUUUUACGUUGAUGAUUUUCAGGAUUUAUUAUGGUAUGAAGAAUUGAAAAUCAAUGAGGGAAAUACAUCAAGCAACUGCCUAAAGUCUGUAAAGCUUUCGGAAUUAUUCGAGAUGAAAUUUAGCUUGGAUCAUGAUGACUUUACGAGAAACUCAUUAGUAGCGAUUCUGAGUAACAAUGGGAAAAAAAUCACAAAACCAUCCAGUGAAGUUUUAUCUAUUGUCAAAGCUGGUGACGAUAAAUUAUUCUAUGUCAGCCAAGAUGAAAUAAAUAUUUACUGCCAAUCUUCUAAAACCUCCACCAAUUUAAUUGAGCCGGUUUUCAAGUACAUUUCUGGUGUGAAAAAGAUUUCGAGUGCCAAUUCCUUAUUGCUUUGGUCUGAGAACGGCGAUUUGGCACAAAUCGGAUAUCCUGGGUCGACAGAGAAUAAUAAAGGAAUUGACCCCAAUAAAUUACAAAUCCACAGCAAACAAAAAUUUAAUUUAGUGGACUCCAUGAAUGAUUCUAUUGAUAAUAAAUUGACCUCUAUUUGCAUCACCAGAGAGAACGAGUUGGUGGUUGGUGACAGGUUGGGAUUUUUUCUUGUUAAGAACUUAAAGUCGAACAAGUAUAGUUAUUAUGUUAAAGCCCAUGAAUCUUCAAUCAAUGAUAUAAUAGAACUCACAGUAGGUGACUUCAUCUUCAUUGUCACUGCAAGCAGGGAUAGGACGUUGCAAGUUUUCUAUAAGAAAAAGUAUUCCAGUGACAAAGAGAAUAAUAAUAAUAGUAAUCAAACAGCUGAUGGUAUAGAGAUUUCGCAUGAUUCUCAGAAGUGGGAUCUUUUACAAACUUUAACGAUUCAUAAGGCUAAUAUUAUACAAGUUCUUAAUCAUGGCAAUAAGUUGCUUGUUUGUUCUGCCGAUAGGUCCCUAUCAGUUCAUAGUAUCGAGAUUGAUGAUGAUGAUGAUGAGCCUUAUGUCACUUGUGAUAAGAUCUUAGGAAUUAAAGGUACCCCCAUUAAAAUGAAUAUCGUUUCUUCGAACUCAUUGAAAAAUGCUCAAGAAUUGGUGAUUUCAACAAAUGAUAAACAGCUACUGGUUUACAACCUACCGAAUUUAGAAUUAAAGAGAUCUUUGAAGCUUUAUUGUGGUUUGAAUAAGAGCUUAUUGGUUGACAAUUUUGCUGUCAUGAAGGAUGUGGAUUUGAUUGCCUGCAGCUGCUCUGAUAAAAGUAUCAGAGUUUUCAAUUACUCGACUGGAAAACUAAUAACUACAGACUGGCCUCAUUCAGGAUUGAUUGUGGGACUUGAAGUGUAUGAUAAUAAGUUAUGUGCAGAUGGAGUGACAGACUCAUCAGAAAUUACAAAGAAUAUAAUAUCUUUAAGUAAUGAUGGGUGUAUCUUUAUUUGGGAGCUUAAGUUCCCUAAAGAUUACGAUACAGAUUCCAUCCAUGGAGACUCGAUGCUAUCAUUAGUUGAUUUUGAAGGAGAUCAUAAGAAAGCUACCAAGAAAAAAUCAUUAAUGGUCAUUCCCAAAGUGCAAAGAAAAAUUGUGAAAUCAAAAUCUGUAUCAAACAUGAGGCAUAAUUCUUCAAGUGUUAACGAUUCAUUGACUUUAAAAAGCAGGUCAAUUAAUAUUGAUAGACGGACUAAAAGUGGUGCUAUAAACUUGAAUUCACUAAAAGCCAAUGUCAAUAAUGCGAGCGGCAGUUUGUUUUUGAAACCUAAAGUCUCGUUGCCUUCAUCUAGACUGGUAUCAAAUGAUCCACCCCGCACCAAUAAACAAACUACAACUUUUUCUAAGGCUUCUUAUUCAAAGCGAGAGACUUCAAUUGGUCAAAAGCCAAAAGUUUCGAGCAACUAUGCUUCUAGAUCUACCACGAUGAAGAGGGCUACCGCAAAAGGUGUUUCGCAAUCAACUAUUAGUAGCGAUAAAUCAGAAGAUGAUUCAAACUCCAUUGAAGAUUUGUUAUCGUCACUUGGUACGCUCAGAGAAAAAUUGAAGAAUGGAGCUUUUGUUUCCAACAAUUUUGAAAAUUUGAAAUUGUUGAGACAAGAAUUGGACUUGACUCAAAAAGAUCUUGAUGCGAAAGGCGAGUUUGAAGAGAAAUUUUCAGAUUCUCUUCCCAUAAAACAUGAGUUUAUGAGGUCGUUGUUGGAGAAUUAUAGUGAUGAAUUGGUUAAUAUGGUGAAAAGAAAGCUAUAA
Messenger RNA from Saccharomycopsis crataegensis, 3345 nucleotides. Its product is annotated as WD40 repeat domain-containing protein. The coding region runs from base 1 to 3345 and encodes 1114 amino acids. Gene Ontology annotation, molecular function: protein binding. The transcript has a single exon. The record is from RefSeq and is a predicted model, not a curated record. Lineage: Eukaryota; Fungi; Ascomycota; Saccharomycetes; Ascoideales; Saccharomycopsidaceae.